Molecule: messenger RNA, 5914 nt
Organism: Chinchilla lanigera (long-tailed chinchilla)
Lineage: Eukaryota; Metazoa; Chordata; Mammalia; Rodentia; Chinchillidae
Product: rho GTPase-activating protein 21-like
Biological process (GO): signal transduction; Golgi localization
Molecular function (GO): protein binding
Source: RefSeq, a predicted model, not a curated record
AUGAUGGCAACACGUCAGACUAGUCUGCCUGAAGGAGAUGGUGACAAGCUCAAGGCCAACGGGUUCCCCGCCUGUGAGGUAUCAAAAAAUAAAGAUGGAAAAGAACGAAAUGAAACUGUAUCAUCAUCCGAAGAUGAAACAUUCUCCUGGCCAGGUUCCAAAACAGUUAUGUUGAAAAGAACAUCUCAAGGCUUUGGUUUUACAUUGAGGCAUUUUAUUGUUUAUCCUCGGGAGUCUGCAAUUCAGUUUUCAUAUAAGGAUGAAGAAAAUGGAAACCGAGGAGGAAAAGAAAGAAACCACUUGGAACCAAUGGAUACCAUAUUCCUUAAACAAAUUAAAGAAGGUGGACCUGCGUUUGAAACAGGAUUACCCACAGGUAAUAGAAUCAUUAAAGUCAACGGAGAAAGUGUUAUCGGGAAGACCUAUACCCAAGUAACUGCCCUAAUUCAGAACAGUGGUACAACACUGGAAUUUGGUGUGAUGCCAAAAGAUGAAGAUAUUCUCCAAGUGGCAUAUUCACAAGAUGCCUACCUGAAAGGCAACGAAGCCUACAGUAGCAAUGCCCAUAACAUACCUGAGCCUUCACCAAUUUGCUAUCCCUGGCUGCCACCUGCCCCUUCAGCCAUGGCACAACCAGUUGAAGUGUCUCCUCCAGGCUCAUCAUUGAACAAGCAACAAACCACAACACCAGUCCUGACACAACCUGGCAGAGCCUAUAGAAUGGAAAUACUGCCUCCAUCACCAACAGAUGCUGCAAAAUCAAACACAGCAGUGUAUGUUUGCAAUGAAAGUAUAAGAACUGUCAUUAUGCCUUCUGAGAAUGUUGUAGACUUUUUACCCAAUAGAAACAACCACACAGGUCCUUCACAUAGAACUGAAGAAGUGAAAUAUGGUGUAAAUAAGCAGACCUCUUUAAAGACAGUGUCAAGAACCAUAUCACCAUCAAUUCCUACUGCCCAUCUAAUUCAUCAGACUACAGGCUCCAGAUCAUUGGAACCUUCUGGAAUUUUACUUAAGUCUGGAAAUUACAGUGGACAUUCAGAAGGAAUCUCAAGCAGUAGACCUCAAGCUGUGGAUUCUCCUGCUAUAUGUGUUAAUCACUAUUCUCCAAAUUCCCAUCAACACAUAGACUGGAAAAACUGUGAAACUUACAGGUAUAUUGAUAACACACGAUUGCACAUAUGUUGUCAGACAAUUCAAGAAAGGUUGGAUAGUUUAAGGGCAGCAUCUCAGAACACGACAGAGUAUAACCAAGUAGUACCCACCAGCACUACUUUGCAGGUACAACAUCGAAGCACCUCCCAUGAUAGAGUUCCCCGGUCUGUUCAGAUCGGACAACGCAGUGUGUCCCAGGAAAGACUGGAGGAUUCUGUGCUAAUGAAGUAUUGUCCAAGAAGUGCCUCUCAAGGAGCACUGAUAUCCCCAUCUGUUAGUUUUAGCAAUCAUAGAAUUCAUUCAUGGGAUUACAUUGAGGGACAAGGUGAAACCUUAGAAAAUGUUAAUUCUGAAAAUAAAAUACCUAAAUCAAAUGGGGAAUAAAAAUAGAUAUAUAAGUGGAGUGGGUUUACUGAACAGGAUGAUAGACGAGGCAUUUAUGAAAGAUCCAGGCAGCAAGAAAUUCAUAAACCUUUUCGAGGUUCAAAUUUGACAGUGGCCUCAAGUGUUGUUAAUUCUGAUAAUAGGCGUAUCAGUGGUAGAGGAGUGGGGUCUGUGUCACAGUUUAAAAAAAUUCCACCAGAUUUAAAAACGCUGCCAUCCAACAGAACUUUUCCAACUGCUAGGGGCAUGUCACUGCUUCACGGCAUCUCAAAGGACAUGUCCCCUCUUGUGAAAGCCUGAAGUAAUUCUCUGAAAGUGCCUUCUACACACAUUGCAAAACCGCUAUUUAGCAAGAAUUCAUUGGUUUCUGUCAAAGACCAAAGACCAGUAAAUCGUUUGCAUCAAAACAGUGUUUUCAACCAGCAGACCUGGUUCAGGACUGAAAGUGCUCUUGAUCACCAAGGGGAGACUGGGGAGUCUUCCCCAUCAUGUGGAGCUUCUGUGAAGCCUGGCCCUCACCUGAGUGAGAGCUCAGGCACUGCAGAUUUAGAAUUACCUGCCAGUCAAAGGAACCAAGAUGCAAAUUUACAAGAGGCUGAUAUUCACCAGUCAGAUGCUUUAGAUAAUAAAGAAACUGUCAUCCUAAGAGAAAAGCCUCCAUCUGGCCACCAAACCCCACAGCCUUUAAGGCACCAGUCCUGCAUCUUGACCGUGAAUGACCAGGAGACUGGGUCUGACACUGUCUUGAAGAUAGCAAAUACCAGCCCGCCUGGUGAUUCCUUGGCUUCCAUCCCAUUUAUAGAUGAACCAACUAGCCCUAGCCUUGACCAUGAUAUUGCACACAUCCCUGCCUCUGCUGUCAUCUUGACCUCUGCCUCCCAAGUCCCCCCCACAGCAACAGUUCCUCCCAGCCUCACCACUUCAGCCCCUGUAAUUCGACACCAGCUCUCUCAUGACCAAGAAUCUGUGGGACCUCCUAGCCUGAACGCCCAGCCCAGCUCAAAGACAGAAAGAUCAAAAUCAUUUGAUGAAUGUCUGGAUGAUUAUAGAGAAGAUGCAAAAUUAUCCUUCAAGCAUGUAUCUAGCCUGAAAGGAAUCAAGAUAAUGGACAGCCAGAAGUCAUCAGAAGACUCCAGGUCCAGGAAAGGUUCUUCCUCAGAGGUUUUCAGUGAUGCUGCCAAGGAAGGGUGGCUCCAGUUCCGACCACUCAUCACUGAUAAGGGAAAGCAAGUUGGUGGAAGUAUUCGGUCCUGGAAACAGAUGUAUGUUGUACUUUGAGGCCACUCACUCUACUUGUACAAAGAUAAAAGAGAGCAAACAACUCUGUCUGAGGAAGAGCAGCCCACUAGCGUUAAUGCCUGCCUAACAGACAUUUCUUACAGUGAGACCAAGAGGAAAAACGUGUUUCGACUUACCACAUCCGACUGCGAGUGCCUGUUUCAGGCCAAGGACAGAGACGACACGUUAGCCUGGAUUAAGACUAUCCAGGAAAAUAGCAACCUAAAUGAAGAGGACACUGGAGUUACUAGCAGAGAUCUCAUUAGCCAAAGAAUAAAAGAAUAUAACAGUUUGAUGAGCAAAGCAGAGCAGUUGCCAAAAACACCUCACCAGAGUCUCAGCAUCAGGCAAAGUUUGCCUGGUGGUAAAUCAGAGACAAAGACUCAAAGCCCACACUCCCUAAAGGAAGAGUCAAAAAGGGAACUUCUCAGUAAAGAUGAUAUCAGUCCCCCAAAAGACAGAGGCACAUGGAGGAAAGGCAUUCCAAGUAUCAUGAGAAAGACGUUUGAAAAAAAGCCUGCUGCUACAGGAACAUUCGGUGUCAGACUGGAUGACUGCCCACCAGCUCAUACUAAUCGGUAUAUUCCAUUAAUAGUUGACAUAUGUUGCAAAUUAGUUGAAGAAUGAGGUCUUGAAUAUACAGGUAUUUACAGAGUUCCUGGAAAUAAUGCAGGGAUUUCAAGUAUGCAAGAAAAACUCAAAAAGGAAAUGGCUGACGUUGAUAACCAAGAUGAUAAAUGACAGGAUUUGAAUGUGAUAAGCAGUUUACUAAAACCCUUCUUCAGAAAACUCCCUGAGCCUCUCUUCACAAAUGAUAAGUAUGCUGACUUUAUUGAAGCCAAUCGUAAAGAGAAUCCUCUUGAUCGACUGAAAACCUUAAAGAGACUCUAGAUUCACGAUUUGCCCGAGCAUCAUUAUGAAACACUCAAGUUUCUCUCAGCUCAUCUGAAGACAGUGGCAGAAAAUUCAGAAAAAAAUAAGAUGGAGCCAAGAAACCUGGCCAUCAUUUUUGGCCCAGCUCUAGUUCAAACAUCAGAGGAGAAUAUGACACACAUGGUCAUCCACAAGCCAGACCAGUACAAGAUUCCAGAGACACUCAUCCAGCACCAUGACUGGUUUUUCACAGAAGGUGCUGAAGAGCCUCCUACAGCAGUGCAGGAGGAAAACACAGUAGACUCCCAGCCAGUGCCAAACAUAGAUCACUUACUCACCAACACUGGAAGGACAGGCGUGUCCCCUGGAGAUGUAUCAGAUUCAGCUACUAGUGACUCAACAAAAUCUAAGGGUUCUUGGGGAUAUGGGAAGGAUCAGUAUAGCAGGGAACUGCUUGUAUCCUCUGUCUUUGCAGCUGCUAGUCGCAAGAGGAAAAAGCCAAAAGAAAAGGCACAACCCAGUAGCUCUGAAGAUGAAUUGGACAGUGUAUUUUUUAAGAAGGAAAAUGUGGAACAGUGUCAUGGUGAUACUAAAGAAGAGUCCAAAAAGGAAAGUGAGACUUCAGGCAGAAAACAGAGGAUCCUCAUUGCCAAAGAAAGUAGAGCUAAGAAAGAGAGCAGCGCAUCAAAAGAAAAGACGCUGCUGCGCAAAGAGAGCAGCGCAUCUGAGGAGCCGUCGCCGCCCCACAGCUCGAAGCUGAGCAGGUCACCCAGUCUGAGCUGUCGCUUUACCAUACUGAAAGAGAGCCGUAGGUGCUUUCCGAUGCCUCCCACUCCGGAGAGGCUGGGUCUAACUUUGCUCAGCCUGUCCUCCCAGGCUUCUCUGGCAAGGUUUUCCACUAAGUAAUCAACUAGUCCAGAAACGAAACACAGUGAGUUCUUGGUGAAUCUCGGCACCAUCACCUCAGACUAUUUCACGACGUCGUCUACCACAUACGUGACGAGCCUGGACUCCAUCCUCCUCAGCCCUGAGGUGCAGUCCGUGGCGGAAACCAAGGGAGACGAGGCUGACGACUAGCGCAGUGAGCUGAUAAGCGAAGGGUGGCCCGUGGAGACAGACAGUGAGAGCGAGUUUCUCGUUUUCCCCACAGCUUUGGCGUCCGAGAGGCUUUUCCAAGGGAAGCUGCCAGAGGUUACCAAGACAAGCCGGAGAAAUUCCGAAGGAAGCAAAGUGAGUUGUACCGAGGGGAGUUUAACACCCAGUUUAGAUAGCCUCAGGCAGCUCUUUAGUUCACACAAACUUAUUGAAUGUGAUACACUGUCCAGAGAAAAGUCUGCUAGAUUGAAGUCAGACAGUGGAAGUCUGGGAGGCCAAGAGACACCUUGAAUAACUAAAGUGUUUGAUGUCAUGAAGAAAGGAAAAUCCACUGGGAGUCUGCUACCGCCAACCAGAAAUGAAUCUGAAAAGCAGGAACCCACUUGGAAAACAAAAAUAGCAGAUCGGUUAAAACUGAGACCCAGAGCACCUGCUGAUGAUAUGUUUGGACUAGAACAUCAAAAAACAAACCCCGAGACUGCUAAAUGGAAAAACAUCAAACGUCGACACACACUAGGAGGGCACAGAGAUGCUACUGAAAUCAGCGUUCUGAAUUUCUGGAAGGCACAGGAGCACAGUGGGGAGAGAGAAUCUGAACUUUCAGCUGUGAAUCGGUUAAAACCAAAAUGCUCAGCCCAGGACCUCUCAAUCUCAGACUCGCUGGCCGGCGAACCCUGGUGCACCAGUGAGUCUGACCCAAGCCGAGGAAAGACGGGAGAGCCCCCGCCGGAGAAACCUAGCACCGCACAAACACCCGCGACCGACACAUCUUUGUCGUUUCAGCGCGACCCUGGCAGUUCUUCCAAUACCUUGGUUUCAGCCAGUCGGCCCCUUUUUUCCACACCGCCACAGUCACCUGACCAAAUCAAUGGAGAAAGCUUCCAGAAUACGAGCCAGAAUGCCAGUUCUGCAGCUGACGCCCAUCCUCAUAGACUCUCCGAAACCCCCAGCAGUAAGGCACAGUUUCAUCCCUAUCUUUAACCUGGGGCAUGUCCACUCUAGCAAAUACAAAGCUACUGUUACACAUUCCAGUGACUCUGUAAAUAUUUUCUUGUACCAGAAUUGUUAUUAUGCAGCCUUCAUUUGGGCUCGUUUCAUCAUUUUGCACUGUGAAAUAGCUUUACAGUGC